AUGGAAAAGGAAACCCACCAGCAUGUUGACGACGGCGGCACCCUCGACCCCGAGGUUAGCCGGCCCGCCGAGAACUCCAAGUUCAACCUCGCCACCCAGCACGACCAGCUGCAGCGAGGUCUUAAGAGCAGGCACAUUCAGUUCUUGGCCCUUGGCGGUGCCAUAGGAACCGGUCUCUUCGUCGGCUCGGGCUCCAUCCUCGCCGCCACCGGUCCCGCGCCGCUUUUUAUGGCCUACCUCUCCAUGAUAAUGAUAGUCUGGGUCGUCAUGAACAAUCUGGCCGAGAUGGUCGUCUACCUGCCCAUGCGCGGCAUCACCGUCCCCUAUUUUGUCGCCCGUUUCGUCGACCCUAGCCUGGCCUUCGCCUCCGGCUGGAACUAUUGGUACGCCUACAGCAUGCUCGUCGGCGCCGAGGCCACUGCUGCUGGCCUCGUCAUCGAGUAUUGGAACCCGCCUGUCAAUAUUGCCCUGUGGAUUGCCAUCGUCCUGAUCGUCAAUCUGCUGCUCAAUAUCAUCGCGGUCGGCUUCUUCGGUGAGGCCGAGUUCUGGUUCGCGAGCAUCAAGCUGAUUACUAUUUGUGGCCUCAUCAUCCUCGGCGUCGUCAUCUUCUUCGGUGGCGGUCCCAACCAGCACCACGUCCUCGGGUUUCACUACUGGAAGACUCCUGGCGCGUUUGUCCAGUACAACGCCCCGGGCACCACCGGUCGCUUCCUCGGCUACUGGCACGCUUUUAUCGCAGCAGGCUUCGCCUUCAUCACCUCCCCCGAGCUGAUCGCCAUCGCUGCCGGUGAGACGGUCGCCCCACGGCGCAACGUUCCCAAGGCCGCCCGCCGGUUCGUCUGGCGCCUCGCCAUCUUCUACGGCAUCUCCUCCCUCCUCAUCGGCAUCCUUGUCCCUUCCUCCGACAAGCAGCUUCUGGGCGCGUCCGACGCCAGCGCCUCGCCCUUCGUCAUCGGCAUCCAGAACGUUGGCAUCCCCGUCCUGAACCACAUCAUCAACGCGGCCAUCCUCACGUCAGCCUGGUCCGCCGGCAACUCGUUCCUCUACUCGGGCAGCCGCGUGCUCUACUCGAUGGCGCUCAACGGCCAAGCCCCCUCAUGGUUCCGCGUCACGAACCGGCACGGCGUCCCCUACGCUGCCGUCCUCUUCACCUGGGCAUUCGGCUUACUGGCCUUCCUCAACGUCUCCAACACAGGCGCCACCGUGUUCAACUGGUUCGUCAAUAUCUCGACCAUCUCGGGCUUCAUCGCCUGGAUUGUCGUCAUGAUCACGUACCUGCGCUUCCGGCGCGCCAUGGAGCACAACGACAUGCUCACGACACUGCCCUACCGCACCGCCCUGCAGCCGUACGCCACCUGGGCGGCCCUGCUGGUCAUCUCGCUCCUGACCAUCACCAACGGCUUCCAGAUCUUCAUGGGCCACAACUGGGACGUCGCCGACUUCGUGGCCGCGUACAUCACCCUGCCCGUCUUCCUCGCCCUCUAUCUCGGCCACAAGAUCUGGUUCCGAACACGGCUGUGCAUCCGCACCCCGGACGUCGACGUCAUCACGGGGAAGCGCGAGAUGGACGAGCUUGAGGCGUCGGAUGAGAUUCGCGAGCCGAGGAAUUGGGCUGAGAAGGCUUGGUUCUGGGUUGCGUAG
Messenger RNA from Phialemonium atrogriseum, 1641 nucleotides. Its product is annotated as proline-specific permease. The coding region runs from base 1 to 1641 and encodes 546 amino acids. Gene Ontology annotation, biological process: amino acid transmembrane transport. Gene Ontology annotation, molecular function: amino acid transmembrane transporter activity. NCBI's taxonomy places the organism in Eukaryota, Fungi, Ascomycota, Sordariomycetes, Cephalothecales, Cephalothecaceae. Gene Ontology annotation, cellular component: membrane. The transcript has 2 exons. The record is from RefSeq and is a predicted model, not a curated record.